AUGUCAUUAAAGAAUUUUAAAAUAUUAUCAAAAUUAGGUAUUUUUAUUAAGAUAUCAAAGGUGAUGGAUCUUUUUCUAAUGUAUAUAAAGUAAGGAGAUUAGAAGACAAUCUUGAAUAUGCUUUAAAAAAAGUAAAUUUAACUAACUUAUCUGAAAAAGAAAAGUAAAAUGCUUUAAAUGAAGUCAGGAUUCUAGCUUCAAUAUAACAUUAAAACAUUAUUAUGUAUAAAGAAGCUUUUAUUGAUUAAGUCAGUAAUUCAUUAUGGUAAAAUUAAUGUAUAAUAUUAUAGUAUUGUAAUGGAACUUGCCAGCGAUGGUGAUUUAUAUUAGAGAAUAUAGAAAUGCAUAAAAGCAGGUAGUUUCUUUUAAGAAAAUGAAAUCUUAAGAUACGCUUUUUAGAUUUUAAGUGCGCUUAAUAUACUACAUGAAAUGAAAGUUAUGCAUCGAGAUAUAAAAAGUGCAAACAUUUUUUUGAUAAAUAAUGAAGUAAAAUUGGGAGACUUAAAUGUGUCAAAGGUAGCAAAGUAAGGUUUACUUUACACAUAAACUGGUACACCAUAUUAUGCAAGUCCAGAAGUAUGGAAAGAUCAUCCUUAUGAUUGCAAAUCAGAUAUAUGGUCUUUAGGCUGUGUAUUAUAUGAAAUGGCAGCACUCAAAUUACCUUUUCAAGCUGAAGACAUGGAUAGUCUUUAUAAAAAAGUUAUUAAAGGNAAGAACUGUAUUGACAUUUGUUAUGAAAUCCUUUCAAAGUCUAAAUCCAAAUAUUCAUGGUGCAGGUGUUUAAACUGUUCAUCUAAAUGA
Messenger RNA from Paramecium sonneborni, 801 nucleotides. Lineage: Eukaryota; Ciliophora; Oligohymenophorea; Peniculida; Parameciidae. The record is from the annotation of a GenBank genome assembly.